CAAAGCGACCAUAUGAUUUCCAUUUGCCCUUGUUAUACGGCCUUAACAUCAAAUCUACCUUUCAACACUAGUCAAGCUAAACUCUGGACAAAACAAAUAAUUGAGUUACUCGUUUUGCAAGAUGUCUUCCAUGAUUGCAUGCCCAUCCACAUGGCAAUUGGCAUAUGAGGUUGCAAUUAAUUCAUCAAUCGUGAAGGUGUACAAAUACUUUUGUAUUUUAUUAAAAAUAUCAUAUAGAAUCUUAAAUUUUUAAAACGUUUUAUUAGACACUUUUAUUCUAAAAAACAAAACUUUUAUAUACCCGUUACGCAAUAUUCAAAUUUAACGUGGAAGCUUGAAAUGCAUGCGCUGAUGGCUCUGUCUCACCGGAGCGAGCCACCUUUCUCCGCCUCUUCUGCCCCCGCCACCUCCCUCCAUCCUCCUGCUCCUCCUCUACUUCCACAACAGCAGCUCUGUCCUCUUCAGUGCCUCCUCCCAGUCCCAACCCUUCCACGACUCCUACUCCUUCAUCACUGCCCAAACCCCCGCCCUCGUCCUCUCCAUCGACUACUGCCUCGCCCCAGAGCAUUGCCUUCCCGCCGCCUACAACGCAACCCUACGUGUACUCAAUCUCGAUCUCUCUCUAGUAAAGAUCCAAGGGCUGAUAAUGAAUCAGCCCUUCUUCGGUGGGGUUUUUGCUAGACGAAAUCGGAGAUCAAAUUCAUUGAUAACAAGAUUGUGCCAUUAGCGGCCAACGAUCUCCUAUGGUCACUCGCAUUGCCCAAUGACCAUGAGUACUGCAAUUCGAUGGUUGUAAGCGACGAUGGGAAGAUCAAACGGCUGUCUAGGUGCAUGGUGAGGGCGUUUGGCAGGGACCCACUAGCGGAUUGGCAGAAGAUGUUUAAUAGUUCGUGCUAAACACGCUCAUCCUUCGGCGUCGAGGGCGAGGCGGUGCCAUGUUUUUAUAGCCUUCAGUGUGUCGAGGUCGACGGCGCCUCCUCGCUGCCUCGUCCUCCAGUGUCAAGAGCGAGAAAGAGAAGCAGAGGAACAGCAGGUAGGGCGCGCCAUGUUUUUACAGCCUUCUACCACAUUAAAUUUUUUACUACCUACGAGAGAGAGAGAGAGCCGCCGGGGGGGGGGGGCUUCCUGCCACAGGACACGUUGUGGGCCUUUAUUGGCCCGGUCGCUAAGCACCCCUUACUAAAUGAGCUCACUAGCAUGCUCUUAUACAUUUUGCUCAUUAGGCAAAAGAAAGUGCUUAAUAGUUUUAUUUUUUUAAAAUAAAGAUAUUUAAUAAAUCGUUUUGAAAGUUCGCGGUACCAUACCACGUUUUUGGUAAAAUACAAAGCUAUCUUUUUGCCUUCACUUUCAGGCAUGUGGAUUAGGAUCUGAACGGAUUUGGUUUUAUAUCCAAAUAGAUGGAGUCAAACCAUGGAAGGGACGAUCUCACUUUCAAUAUCCAAUCUCCAUACCAGCUACAAACUUACUUCUGUAGGAUGUUAAGACUUCAUUAUUGUGGAUUCAGACCUAACAUCCAAUGGAAUGAUUAUCCCAAAAAAACCAGUCAAAAUCACAGUUUUUGGUUAUUCUAACAAGUAAAGGUUGGGUUUGUUUGUCAACUAAGCCCGCUACCACAUUUGGUGGCAAAAAGGAGAAAAUUAUGACUGGCGAUGCACAUAUGGGCCAUGGACUAUUAACUGCUGCCACAGAGAGAGAGAGAGAGAGAGAGAGAGACUUUUUUUUUUAUGUGGUCUGCUUAUGAUUUCAAGUAGUAAGUGGGACACAUAUCUCAAUGUCUCGGACGUUUCUUAUUCCCUUCAAGCAGCGCAACAAAUAUCAAGGACCCCUCUCAUGGCCAUCUCUUUGCACCAUAGCUCUUUACCUCUCUUUUCAUUCGACCUUUUGCUGGGUUCUGCAAACAAGUGACUGGAACUCAGUUUUAGGAUUUCUUUCUUUCAACCAUGGGAAUGUUCUGUGAUCUUGAGGUAGAUGUCAAUGGGGAAGAGAUUUUCUUUGUAGACAAGGAAAUUCUUGCAUCUUUCUCGAGAAAAAUAAGAAAUUUGUUUAGAAGAUUCACAGCAACAAAGAUCCCCCUAAAAGUGAUAUUCCAUGACUUUCCAGGAGGAGCCGAGGGCUUUGAGCUCAUCAUGAGGUUCUGCUACAACAAUGGGAAAAUUGAGAUAACCCCCUCCGACAUAUUUUUACUGCAUUGCGCUGCAAGUUUCAUGGAAGUGAAUUUGAUAGAACCAAGCCAUGAACAUUUUGAAGGGAUAUUCCAAUGCUGGGACUGGUCUGAAUCGCUAUCAUGUUUGAAACAGUGCCAACAUUUACUUGCAGCUGUGAAUUCUCCAAUCAUGCUCCAGAAGUUCUUGAACCUGUUUGUAGAAAGGCUUGCUUGGCUUAGCGUUUCAAGCCCCUAUACUUCUCCCUCGAAGAAUUCCAACUCUCAAUCUUCCUCCGAUACAAGCACUGACAGUGUCAAAAGCUACUUGUCUCAACCCACAUGGUGGUUUGAAGAUCUUGCUUUUCUAAACACGAACUUGUUGAGCAAGCUUAUAGAGGCAAUGAUCUUGCAGAAAUUCAACCACGCAACGAUAAGCUCGUUCCUCUUUUACUACCAAAGAUCAAAACUUCUUGGCUCCCCACCGGCUGAGAAGCACAAAAUCAUCGAGGCCGUGACCAAUCUGCUGUUUUUGCUUGAUAGGAGGUCUAUUUCUUCCAGAAGCUUAUUCAAUUUAUUUGGAUUGGCUUUGUGUUUGAAAGCACGCAAAUGCUCCAUGAACAAGCUUGAGGCGUUGAUUGGUUCCAAGUUGGAUCAGGCUACAAUAGAUGAUUUACUCGUUCCAUCACCACGGGGGAAGCAAUAUAUGUACGAUGUGAAUCUGAUCCUGAGGCUGCUGAAUUCAUUUUUCACAGAAAACCGGCUUUCCACAACCCGGUUGAAGAAAGUUGCCUGCUUGAUGGACUUGUACCUUGCAGAAGUGGCCCUUGAUCCCCAUCUUAAGCCUUCCAAGUUCAUAAAAUUAGCCACAGCUGUUCCGGGUUUUGCCAGAGACUCCCAGGAUGGGAUCUACCUGGCUAUUGACAUGUACUUGAAGGUUCAUCGCAGUUUAAGCAAGAAGGCAAAGAUGAAAGUCUGUCUUUUGCUGAAUCAUAACAUGCUCUUGAGGGAGGAUUUAUUAGAGCUAGCCAAGAAGUCUAAAUUUCAACCUGGUCCGGGAGAGGUAUGGUGGCCAAGCUCAAGAGCCUUGUCCAUGGCUGCAAGCAUGUUAAAGCCUUGAGCGAAUCGCCAUUUUUUAUGCUUCUUGAUGGGGAAAAGAGAAGUAAUUAAGACCAUGCAUGUUGAAAGAAAAUCAAACAUCCCCUUCAUGCAGACUGAACGAACAAAAACCCAGCAAAAAUCUAGAUAUAUAGCAAAGCCUGUAAAAGUUCUUUCCAAUGUUUCUUCCAUAUGAGUUGUACAGUUUUGAGCUACGGGUUAUUAAUGAAUUUGAAACGAAAACUACUCUAUUCAGGCACUAUUAUGAUUGCACUUAAAAUCUGUGAUAUUACAAGAAUUAUCAGUCA
Messenger RNA from Diospyros lotus (date-plum), 3546 nucleotides. Its product is annotated as BTB/POZ domain-containing protein At3g22104-like. The transcript has 3 exons. Bases 1941 to 3260 code for a protein of 439 amino acids. Gene Ontology annotation, molecular function: protein binding. NCBI's taxonomy places the organism in Eukaryota, Viridiplantae, Streptophyta, Magnoliopsida, Ericales, Ebenaceae. The record is from RefSeq and is a predicted model, not a curated record.